Messenger RNA from Dufourea novaeangliae, 1687 nucleotides. Its product is annotated as venom serine protease 34-like. The record is from RefSeq and is a predicted model, not a curated record. Lineage: Eukaryota; Metazoa; Arthropoda; Insecta; Hymenoptera; Halictidae. The transcript has 8 exons. Gene Ontology annotation, biological process: proteolysis. The coding region runs from base 1 to 1176 and encodes 391 amino acids. Gene Ontology annotation, molecular function: serine-type endopeptidase activity.
AUGAAAGCGUCGUUGUUGGUACUAUGCUGGCUGAUGUUGUUCCUGUGGUCCAGCAACGCCGUGGAUCUAGGAUGCAGCUUUUCCCAGCAGCUGUCACCGACCGAGACCUACUACGUCUACAAUCCCGAGUAUCCGUACUCGUACCGUGGACCACGAUCAUGCAUAUGGUCUCUCCAGUCCGACUAUAAAGUUAACAUAAGCUGUAAUCUCCAAUUGCCAUGGAGUUCAAACUGCACACAAGACAGGUUGGAGAUUCAAGUCAGCCCGACAACCACGCACAGGUUCUGCGGCGAUGGGACAUUGAGUCUGAUGUCCGAAGGGAACACGAUGACUCUGACGCUGACCGCACCUAUGACGUCUGCGGGUGGCCGAUUACUAUGCGAAGUGAGGGCGGUCAAAAGGCCUCAAGAUAGCACGGAUUGUGAAUGCGGACGGAGGAAUCCUUCCAGAAUAGUCGGUGGUACGGCCACGGGGAUCAAUGAGUUUCCGAUGAUGGCCGGUCUAGUGGACAUAAAAAGCCGAGAGCCUUUCUGCGGUGGCACCAUAAUUAGUAACCAAUACAUACUAACGGCGGGCCACUGUAUCGCGAACCGAAACGUGUCGGAAUUGGUUGUUCUGGUCGGUGAUCACGACUACACUACAGGUGCUGACACGAACGCCAGUAAGGUGUUCCUGGUCAGACAAAAAAUCGUGCACCCCAAUUACGUUUUCGGCGGUCAGCAGAACGACAUAGGCAUAUUAGAAAUAGCGGGCUGGAUCACGUACAAUAACCAAGUCGGUCCAGUUUGUUUACCGUUUCAACACUCACCAGACACAUUCGGGGGUAGUCUCGUCCAAGCACUGGGUUGGGGUUCCUUGGAAUACGGUGGCGGUCCCUCAACCGUUCUGCAAAAAGUCACGCUGAACGUGGAGACGAAUCUUGCGUGCCGGAAAAAUUAUCCAGAAGUGUCCAACAACCAGAUUUGUACAUAUACCAAGAACAAAGAUUCGUGUUCGAUGGACAGCGGUGGACCCCUUCUAUGGGAAAAUCCCACGAGCCUACGACUGGUCCUAGCAGGAGUCAUCAACUACGGUAUUGCAUGCGCCGUUUUCGGCAGCGUUAACUGCAGAGUCGGCGCUUACAUAGAUUGGAUUACGUCGGUUACUCCAGGCGCCAGAUACUGCAUCGUCGAAUAAAGAACCCAAAAGCCAGUACCUGAGAUCGGCUAGACCGUGUCAAUAAUUUCGCUGACUAGACUAUGGUUCGUAAUUCUAUACGAGCGAAUUUACCCGGUUCCGACGCGGUUAAUAUGUACAGCUGCAUAAAUUCAGCAACAGGGGUACCCACCUCUAUAACCCAACCUGGACCGGGGGUUGUAUCCGCGAGGGCAGCGGUACACAACUUACGUUACAGCUGCGUCACAGAUCGGAUAUGCACAGUGGAUGCCGAUUAUCUGGGCCACUUAUUAAACGGGGCAGCCGUUUAUUUGGGACAAAGCUCAGAACGAAACGUAAUCAAAUGUCCUGUAAUAUUUCGCGUAAUUGGGACGGCCGUUUAAUAAGACCAAAAGAUAUAUACAGUAAAUCAUCGAUGAGUGUUCGAAGGCUCCUCGGUAUUGAACAUCGAAUACUUCAUAAACUGUCAUACCCGAAGAAAAAUAUCAUUGGCUUCAGAAUGCGCAGCUCUAUCACUGUGUCAAACCUCAUU